GCCAUGGAGCCCGAGACGCGCAGCGUUCAGAUCCAGUUCCCCCACUACGCAGCAGUCCUGCUGGAGUCGCUCAACAAGCACCGGCUGGAGGGGAAGUUCUGCGACAUCUCGAUCCACGUCCAGGGCCGCGUCUUCCAGGCCCACAAGAGCGUGCUGGCCGCCUCCUCGCCCUACUUCCACGACAAGCUGCUCCUCAACGACACCAACUGCAUUGUUCUGCCCAGCGUCAUCGAGCCGGACGCCUUCGAGAACCUGCUGCAGCUCAUCUACUCCGGCCGCCUGAAGCUACUCCUGGAGGCCCUGCCUAGCCACCUCCUGGUGGCCAGCGGCCUGCAGAUGUGGCAGGUGGUGGACCAGUGCUCAGGCAUCCUGAAGGAGCUGGAGGGGGGCCCCUGCCGGCCGUGGUCGGGCCGGGCCAGUGAGAGCCAGUCGCCCAGCAGCAGCAACUACUUUGCGGGGGCACGCGAGGAGGGGGAGGCCGCGAGCGCGGCGGACGGACCUGGCCGCCGCAUGCAGCACGGCUGCCCGGAUGACGAGGUGCUGAAGAUCCGGGUGCCCCAUGACGAAGACGAGGAAGAGGAGGAGGAGGAAGAGGACGACGAGCGGCAGGCUCCGAUUUGCAGUGGCUCUGCCGACAGCCCCGUGAAGGUCAUCCUGGACGAAUCCGAGGAGGGCAACCGCGACGGCUGCUCGAAAGGCCCCGGGGAGCUGGGCUCUGCCCCCCACGAGCCCCCCAAAAUCUUCUACAUUAAGCAGGAACGCUUUGAUGCUGAGGAGGGGGCCACUUCGGUGCUGGGCAGGGCCCCCGGCUCCUCCUUGUCCGAGUCCAGCUUCCUCAAGUCUUUGGGGCGGCCACUCGGCAUGGCCGACGUGCCAGGCCUGUGCCAGGCGGAGAUCCAGGAGACCGGGGAGGUCAGCUACAUCCUCCCCAGUGGGGCCUUCUCAUCCACCGCGGCACCCGGCUUCUCCGUGAAGGCCCAGCCGCUCUCCUCGGACUCCUCCGUGCCUUUCCCGGAGAGCUCCUGGAAGCCGGUCGACCUGCACGGGAACGAGAUCAUCGCCCACGCCGUCCACGGGCAGGUGGUGCACGCCCCCGUCAAGCUGAUGUCGGCCCCUGACGGCAAGAAGUUCGGCUGCCUGUGCGGGAAGCGCUUCGCGGUGAAGCCCAAGCGGGACCGGCACAUCAUGCUGACCUUCAGCCUGCGCCCCUUCGGCUGCUCCGUCUGCAACAAGAAGUUCAAGCUCAAACACCACCUGACGGAGCACAUGAAGACCCAUGACGGCAACCUCUACGCCUGCGAGGAUUGCGGCCGCAAGUUCCGCGUCCAGAGCUGCUUCCUGAAGCACAAGGAGCUCUGCAAGGGGCAGGGUUGGGCCACUGCGUGCUGGACCUACAAGUAG
Molecule: messenger RNA, 1401 nt
Organism: Euleptes europaea (tarantolino)
Lineage: Eukaryota; Metazoa; Chordata; Lepidosauria; Squamata; Sphaerodactylidae
Gene: ZBTB9
Product: zinc finger and BTB domain containing 9
Exons: 1
Coding region: 4-1401 (465 amino acids)
Biological process (GO): regulation of transcription by RNA polymerase II
Molecular function (GO): DNA-binding transcription factor activity, RNA polymerase II-specific; RNA polymerase II cis-regulatory region sequence-specific DNA binding; protein binding
Source: RefSeq, a predicted model, not a curated record